Neogale vison (American mink) is the source of this 1455-nucleotide messenger RNA. It is a transcript of the gene KRT39, whose product is annotated as keratin 39. The record is from RefSeq and is a predicted model, not a curated record. The coding region runs from base 1 to 1455 and encodes 484 amino acids. Gene Ontology annotation, molecular function: structural molecule activity. Lineage: Eukaryota; Metazoa; Chordata; Mammalia; Carnivora; Mustelidae. The transcript has 7 exons.
AUGGAAACCAAUGGUUGUACAACAACAAUGAUUUCUUGUUCAACGCCACACCAAAACUGCUCUAGGAUUACAAAUUUUCGGACCAUUUCUUCUAACUCCAGCUGCCAACAUGACGGUCUUGAAGCCAACAUCUGCCAACAAGUUAGCCAUGUUCCGAGGACUGCCAGACCCACUCCUUGCUUUUAUUUCACACCCAUCUGCUUAAUAAGCAACUUCAAUGCCUGUCCCCUUCUGGAUGAUUGUGGCUGUGGUGAAGGCAUCAACAGCCACGAGAAAGAGACCAUGCAAAUCUUGAAUGAGCGCCUUGCUAACUACCUUGAGAAGGUGCGGAUUUUGGAACAAGAGAAUGCUGAACUGGAGUGCAAAAUCCAGGAGGAGUGUAACAAAGAGCUCUGUGUUGUAUGUCCUGACUACGUGUCCUACUAUGCUACCAUAGAGGAGCUCCAGAGGAAGAUCUUGUGCACCAAGGCUGAGAAUUCCAGACUGGUCUCACAAAUUGACAACACCAAACUGGCUGCUGAUGACAUGAGAGCCAAGUAUGAAGCUGAGAUGUCCAUACGCCAGCUGGUGGAGGCAGACGCCAAAGGCCUACAGCAGAUCCUCAAUGCAUUGACACUGGCCCAGGCCGACCUGGAGGUGCAAGUCCAGUCUCUGAAGGAGGAGCUCCUCUGCCUCAAAAACAACCAUGGAGAGGAAAUAAAUUCCUUACAGAGCCAGCUUGGGGACAGACUCAACAUUGAAGUGACUGCUGCUCCUUCCGUUGAUCUAAACCAGGUUCUACAAGAAAUGAGAUGUCAGUAUGAGUCCAUCAUGGAGACAAACCGCAGAGAAGUGGAACAGUGGUUCAACACACAGAUGGAGGGGCUGAACCAGCAGGUGGUGGCCAGCUCUGAACAGCAGCAGUGCUGCCUGAAGGAGGUCACUGGACUGAGACGCACUGUGAAUGCUCUGGAGAUUGAACUGCAGGCCCAACACCGAAUGAGAGAUUCCCAGGAAUGCAUCCUGGUGGAGACAGAGGCCCGAUAUACAGCCUUACUGGCCCAGAUCCAGUGUCUGAUCGAUAAUGUGGAGGCUCAGCUGGCAGACAUCCGGUGUGCCCUGGAGAGACAGAACCAAGAAUACGAAAUUCUGCUGGAUGUCAAGUCCCGACUGGAAUGUGAGAUUGCCACAUACCGCAGCCUUCUGGAGAGUUCAGAUGUCAAGCUUCCCUGUAGCCCAUGUACCACCAAAUGUGAGCCUUCCAGUAAGGCCAGUGCCAUGGAAUGUGCAGCCUCAGUUGACAAUGCAUCAUCCUCGGCUUCCCACUGGACACACGGGCCCUGCUGUGCCUACAGAUGCCUGCCCCGAAUACUGGUUAAAAUCUGCACCAUCACUCAGGAGAUUCAGGAUGGCAAAAUCAUUUCUUCUCACGAGCAUGUGCAGCCUUGCUUCAUCAUCAGAACUGUCAGAGUCUAA